Molecule: messenger RNA, 5564 nt
Organism: Uranotaenia lowii
Lineage: Eukaryota; Metazoa; Arthropoda; Insecta; Diptera; Culicidae
Gene: MTA1-like
Product: metastasis-associated protein MTA1
Exons: 13
Coding region: 1484-4561 (1025 amino acids)
Biological process (GO): negative regulation of transcription by RNA polymerase II
Cellular component (GO): NuRD complex; nucleoplasm
Molecular function (GO): transcription coactivator activity; histone deacetylase binding; transcription corepressor activity
Source: RefSeq, a predicted model, not a curated record
GCCAAAAUGGCGGAGCUUGGUAAAAACGAGAGACGCGUCCUGAAGGUUGCAAUUGUCCGGAUUUGAGUGAAAUACGGUCCCGCCGGGGUCGAAAGUGAGUCUCAAGUGUGCCGGAAGUUGUGUAUAAUCAAGUGCGGGUGAAAUUCGGAACCGGAACUGACCUGCAGGCUCGUAUUGUCUUCCAGCGAGUUCCUGGUCAUUCUUCCACGGGGGGGUUUGAACCAUCAUCGUUCAGGCAGUGUGUGCAGGAAGAAAAGAAAGAUAAGCGCGAAGGGUGUGAAAGAAGAAGAGUUGCACAUUGUGUCAGAGGUGGAUGGUCUUUCAGCCCCAAAAAAUAACCCGAAAUCAAACAGGCCCGCUUUUCCCACAGUUCUGAUAAAUUGUGAUUUAACUUCGGAGCGCUUGAGUUUACCUUUUGGUGGUGGUUCAAUGGAUUCUGUAGAUACUUCGAUUUCUUAGCCGGAAGAAUUUGGUGACGAUUUCGAUUGGUUGAUAGCGUAAGAAAAAAAGCUCUUAAGUGAAAGCGUUCUGAUCCGGUUUUAGACAACGCCGUUUGGUGGAUGGAAACUGAUGCCCCCCUUUUUGAUAUCAAUUACUGGUCUUGUGGGAGAGAUGCACAGUUACAAUACCUCUGACUAGCGCAAAGUGUAGAAGAAAGUGGUAGCAAAGAGAGGAAAAAGUAAAGCAAAUUGCCCACACAGAGACGCAAAUGGCAGAAGCAAAAGUGUAAAAGCUCAAGCUGCCGUCUUCGAUCGAAUCGAACGGUGUGGAGCAAAGAAAAAACACAAAACACACGCGAAAAUAGAGCGACGAGACACGAUCAGAAUGGAUGAUAAUUAUACACCAUAAUAUUAUCGUCGUUAAAAUCGUGCUCCGUACAGUGGGAGUUUACCGUGAGGCGAAGUGGACAAAAUCGGGCAAGCGUUUUGUCUGCUUUUUUUUUGAUAGUGUUUAUUUUGAUAAAAACAACAACAGCAAAAAUAUCAAACAAAAAAGUGAAUGUAUUUGAAAGGUAUCUAGUAUGCCAGGCUUGUUAUGUGCAGAAUAAAUGCAAGCUAGUAGUGAAACAAAAAGAAGAAGAGAAAUCUUGAAACAAGCUUUGUUUUUUUUAAACACACCAUACUCCUUUUCAACCCUCACCCCUCCCUCAUCUCUUCCCACACAUCGCAUCCUAUAAUCGAAACACAAGUACGGUGUUUUUCGAAUGCGCGUUCGAUAGUUCCGGUAUUUGGGGAUACCGGAAGUGGGACACUGCGAUCGUUGCUGUCGAGUUUUUAUACCUUGUCUGCAACAACAUCGAAAAAUUGUGCAAGGGAUAGUAAGAGGCACGGCAAAUAAUACAACAACAGGUCAACGAAAAACCAGCACAAACAUCAAGUUGAGCCUGCAUUUCUCUUAUUUGAUUUGUGCGAACGGUUUUCGGUACUUCAAGCCGGUUCGUUUCGAGGUGGAUUAAUAAGUUCUCCAGGAAACUAUCGCCAAAAUGACGACUAAUAUGUACCGAGUCGGAGAUUAUGUCUACGUGGAGACAUCGUCGACGACUCCGUUUCAGAUCCGUCGGAUAGACGAGCUGAACAAAACGCCUGCCGGUAACGUCGAAGCGAAGAUGAUGUGCUUCUACCGGAGGCGAGAUCUACCCACACCACUCGUGCAAUUAGCUGAUAAGCAUCAAAUGGCAACGUCCGACGAUUCCCCCGUAGCAAUGAAGCUGAAAAAAAUGUGGCUGAAAACGCCGGUGGGGGAAGAGCAAGCCGCCCAAGCCGUACUAGACCCUGCCCUUGUUGCGCUGGAGGAAGAACGAAACAGCCCGAACAACGCAGGCAGCGGAAACGAUCGAGGCGAACAGCUGAACCCAAAGCAAAGGCACCAGAUCAAGCACCGCGAGUUGUUCCUUUCCCGUCAAGUAGAAACCCUGCCCGCUACCCAAAUCCGAGGCAAAUGCUCGGUAACGUUGCUCAAUGAGGAGGAAUCGUUGCUCAGCUAUCUGAACAAAGACGAUACCUUCUUCUACUGCUUAGUGUUCGACCCAACACAAAAAACUCUGCUGGCAGAUAAGGGCGAAAUUCGCGUGGGCAGUCGAUACCAGACAGAGUUGCAGUCCAUUCUGAAGGAUGGUGAGAAGUACGAACGUACUCUGGAGGAAAUGGAGACCCUCGUGUGGACACCGGAGCACUCGCUAACCGACAAAAAGAUCGAUCAGUUCCUGGUGGUGUCCCGAUCGGUAGGAACCUUUGCCCGCGCACUAGACUGUACUAGUUCAGUGAAGCAACCGUCCUUACACAUGUCGGCCGCGGCCGCUAGUCGUGAUAUUACUUUGUUUCAUGCUAUGGAUACCCUGCACAAGCACAAUUACUCGGUAGAAGAUGCGAUGUGUUCGUUAGUGCCCUCCAGUGGGCCGGUGCUAUGUCGAGACGAAAUGGAAGAGUGGAGUGCGUCUGAGGCAAAUUUAUUUGAGGAUGCCCUAGAAAAAUAUGGAAAAGAUUUUAACGACAUCCGGAAUGACUUUCUACCGUGGAAGACUUUGAAAAGUAUAGUGGAAUACUAUUACAUGUGGAAAACAACCGACCGCUACGUGCAGCAGAAGCGAGUGAAGGCCGUGGAGGCUGAGUCGAAGUUGAAGCAAGUUUACAUUCCUAACUAUACCAAGCCAAGCCCAGCACUGAUAUCCAACAACAAUAAGAAUAUUCUGAACGGUAACUCGAACGGCAGCAGCGGUGUUGAACUUUUCACCGUGAGCAGUGGCAAGCCAUGUGAGUCUUGCUCUACACAAGCAUCACAACAGUGGUAUACUUGGGGUCCUACCCACAUGAGCUGUCGUCUGUGUCAAACUUGUUGGACAUAUUGGAAGCGAUACGGAGGCCUUAAAGUAGCAUCUCGGUUAGCGGAUAGUGGUGAUAUUGAUACAUCGACGACGACUGGAGGAGUAAUUUCGCUGAAGAAACAGCGAGGAGCCGGCGGUGGCAGCGGCGGUACUGGUACCGGGAGCACUGGCAGCGACAUCGACGACGAUUUAACUAUUGUGGCCAGCAGUGGCCCCAUUGGUGCUCUAAGUUCCAGCGGACUGAGUAAUCACAGGCCCCACAGGUAUCCAUCGUUUAAAUGUUCUAUUGUAAAUUGUGGUAAGGAAUUUAAACUAAAAGCUCAUUUGGCACGACAUUACGCCCAAGCGCAUGGAAUUCAAAUCCGUUCUGGUUCUCCACGUCCGAUCAUGAAGACGAGAACGGCUUUUUACCUGCAUACUACGCUAACCACUCGGUUAUCCAGGCGGCUCUGUAGGCAUAUCAUCAAGUUGAAAAAAGCCGCCCGUCAACCUUCUUAUGCAAUUAACACUGCAGCUGUGAAACAAGAAUUCACUGAAGCGGAAGCCGGAAAGAGCAUAGAAGAGGCGCGUCGAUUAGUGGUUUGUAAAAAACGAGAACGUGGAAGUGUGACUAACAUUGCGACAAGACUUGGAAACCCUGGAACAACUGUUGGCGAAUGGCUGAUUCUUACGCCAAAGGAUAAAAUGCCAAAGCCGGAUGUUGUAGCCUUCCCUAAACCACCAAAAGCGCCAGACGGAAGCUUAAUAUACGAACGAAUACCAAACAAACCUGAGGCUGAAAAAAUACUGCUAAAUCCACCGCCGGCGACACCGGCUACAGCAGCGGCAAUACAAACGAUACCAAUCGAAGCUCAAAGUCCCAUUGCAACUAGUAUUGCAGCUGGUCUUCCAGGUUCACUGAGCACCACGGUAUCAGUAGUAGCAGCAACUGGACGAACGACGCCAAGCCUCACAUCUGCUCCUGCCGCUACCAGUAUCACUAGCAACAUCACCAGCAACAUAUCUGGUGCCCAGAAACGAAGGAACUACGAGGAUGCUAAUGGAAUUGAUGGUCCGACAGCUCCACCACCUGCAAAAAGGCCAAACAAAGAUCCUAUGCCAUCGCAUCGACCGACACCGGAACAAUAUGCUGCCAUGAUGGCGGCAGCGCAGGCAGCUGGACAACCUCUCCCCCGACACCAUAUGAACGGUAAACCAAAAAUUGCUCAAAUGGCUCGGACGGGCUCCGGUCGCAAGCAGGUGAUAAGUUGGAUGGACGCUCCCGACGAUGUAUAUUAUCGCUCAAUGGAAUCCAGCAGGAAAAUUCGGCGUAAGAUACCAAUCGUAGAACUGAGGCGUUCGGCCAGAAAACCUUGGAGAAAUCUUCAUCCGAAGCAUGCCGCCAUCAUAGCUACAUUACUACCACCGGUGACGACCGGAGUUUCUGCAGCGGCCGCUGCAGCUGUUGCCGCAGCGGGAAUCUCUCAACAGUCUACCGCCGCACUUCCAUCUCAAUUGACAGCUCAGCUGACGGCGUCCGGACAGCUUUCACACUCAGUCGCAGCCAAUCUUAACUUUAAUCUCAACUCUAAUAUUGCCGCAGCCGCUGCUUUGGCCAGUGUUCACCCGUUAGCAGCUCAGCUGGCGAGCCAUGGAACCGGCAGUGGCAACAUGAACAGCACAAGCACAAACAACAAUGGCAGCACUACUAGCAAUAAUAAAUCCAACAACAGUGAUCUACAGGUUGUAAUCCUAGACUGACCCGAACCUCCGAAACAACUGAAUCAACAGCAACAACAACAGGUGUAUCCACAUUUACAUCAACAGCAGCAACAGCAGCCACUUCAUCCAUACACAAUGGAAGCACUGCUCAAUUGAAUCGUAUUCUACUAACGCAAGAAAACACUUCAACCACACCGAAUAUCAAUUGAAUUGCGUGAAAUAUUUGUGCGCCAAGAAGAAGCAAGUUAGAUUUUAUUUGCGAUUUUAUCUCUAAUCUUAGGACGCGAGGCUGCUGAGCGAUUGAUCGGUACCCUUGGAAAAAAAAUCUAUUUAAACUAACGAUAACUGUAUAAACUACUGAUGACUCUGUGAGACAAGGAAACAAAUUGAAUUAAAAAUUUAGAGACAAGUAAGUGACAACGAAUCGUCCGACACGAGCGAUUCGGCUUAAAAAGAACAUAAAGAAAUGCGCAAGGGUUUUCAGAGAACACCCUGUUUACUUCCGCAACUAAAUCGUAUGCCGCGAAUGGAUGUGCGUUUGUUUGUAUGAUUUUUUGUUUAAAUCUGUGUAAAAUGAAAGAUCAAAAUAGGAUUUCUGCAUACUUUAUCAGGUGGCACGUAUGAUCUGUGUGAGAAGGAAUAUAACUGUAAAUGGAUAAGAGGUAGACACUAAAGUAGAAUUGAUCAUUCUUGAAUUCCUGGCAGAAAAUGUGAGUCUAAUAUUUUCUUUUUUGUAAAAAGUGAAACAAAACAUGCUGCUCUGUUUAAUUUAAGAUAAAAAAAUUUCUUGAAAAUAGAAUUUAAAAAAAAUUAAACAAAAAAAUGUGACGACAGAUUAUUGAUAAUAAAUUAAACUCAAUUCUCUACAAAGCAAAACAAAAUAGAUGAAUAACAAGAUCUUAAUUAAAAAUAACAAGAGUGUGAAGAAAGCAAAUAGCAAACAGCAGUGAUGAAAAGUAACGGGAGGAGUGUCAGUAAUUUUUCCACCUUUGAUAAAAGAAAACCUCUUUCAAAAAAUAUACAAGAAGCAACCAUUGAAAAA